Messenger RNA from Cucurbita maxima (winter squash), 1628 nucleotides. Its product is annotated as probable folate-biopterin transporter 7. The coding region runs from base 184 to 1530 and encodes 448 amino acids. NCBI's taxonomy places the organism in Eukaryota, Viridiplantae, Streptophyta, Magnoliopsida, Cucurbitales, Cucurbitaceae. Gene Ontology annotation, cellular component: membrane. The transcript is spliced from 2 exons. The record is from RefSeq and is a predicted model, not a curated record.
GUCAACAGUAAAAACCACCACCUGUGUCCAUACAACGGCAAUUACUUCCAAAAUCAAGAUACUAUUGCCAGCUCCACCACCGCCCCCGCCACCAUCACCGUCGCGACAAGCUCCCAUCUCUCAAAAUUCUGCCUAUAUUUCCUUCAAUUUCUGAAGACUAUUGUUUAUUCCUCACUCUCUACGAUGGUGAAAUCGAAUGGUGAUAAUCCGAUCCGGAAGGUUCUCGGAUUGGGGUAUUGGGUUCAGGGUUUCCGGUGCUUUCCAUGGAUGGCGGUUAACUUCUUCCUCAAGGACGGUCUCAAUGUCGACCCUUCUACUCUCCAGCUUCUUCAGAACUCCGCCAAUCUUCCCAUGGUCGCCAAGCCUCUCUACGGGAUUCUCUCUGACGCCGUUUAUAUCUCCGGCCAACAUCGCAUCCCUUACAUCGCUAUUGGAGCUUUCUUACAGGCAGUGUCAUGGAUACCCAUAGCAAUCAUGUCACCAUCAAGUAUUUCGGUUUUAACCAUUAGCAUAUAUCUUCUCCUCAGCAACCUCGGUGCUUCAGUAGCCGAGGUUGCUAACGACGCCAUUGUUGCAGAAGCAGGAAAGCACUCCAUUUCUUCCAAGAAUUCUGGAAAAUCCUCCUCAGGUGAGCUCCAGGCAUUUGUUUGGGUAGCAUCCUCUGCUGGUGGGAUUCUUGGAAAUCUUCUGGGAGGCAUCACUAUCGAUCGGUUCUCGCCUCAAGCAAUGUUCCUGUUCUUUGGCAUUCUCCUUUCGCUUCAAUUUUUCUUAACCAUCAUCGUUCAUGAACGCUCUCUUAAUCUCCCUCGGAGCUCAACCAAUGCUGGUGUCAAAAAACAGCUCUCCGAACUCUUAACCGUGCUGAAAACACCUGAAAUUGCGUACUCCUUAACAUGGUUUGCUGCAUCUUACAGCAUAAUCCCUGCACUGACUGGCACCAUGUUCUUUUAUCAAACAGAGCAUUUGAAAAUUGAGUCAUCUGUUUUGGGUAUCUCUAAGGUUCUUGGCCAAGCAGCCCUGCUGUUGUGGGGCGUAAUCUACAAUCGUCACCUGAAGUCGGUCCCAUCUAGGAAACUUAUUUCAAGUAUCCAGGUUUCAAUGGCAGUGUUUAUGAUCUCGGACAUGUUGUUCGUGAAAGGAUUCUAUCGAGAUAUGGGCGUUCCAGACUUUGUAUAUGUCGUUUUAUUCUCUGGACUUUCAGAGGUUCUGUUAUUCUUCAAAAUCUUGCCAUUCAGUGUUCUGAUACCGCAGCUUUGCCCACCAGGAUGCGAGGGCUCUCUCAUGGCGUUCGUAAUGUCAGCCAUUGCCCUCGCAUUCAUAGUGAGUGGAUGUCUCGGUGUAGCGCUUGCAUCUUAUGUUGGGGUCACAGCAAGUAAUUUUUCUGGCCUUCCUCAUGGUCUUAUAAUACAGGCUAUCUGCACUCUUCUGCCAUUGUCUUGUUCAUGGUGCAUCCCUGAUGACGUCAAAGCCAAAGACAAAGGCAAUGCCAACGCCAAAGAUAGAAGAAAAGACUCCAAAAAGCAGCAGUAGAACAAUGGAAGACUGGUUAGUAUGGUCAGUGAAUUCAAAUACAAAUAUUUAUAUCCCAUUUGAUAACAAUUUUGUUCUCGUUCUUUCCUUUCGUAUCA